This is a messenger RNA of Orbilia oligospora ATCC 24927, 7926 nucleotides long. RefSeq lists its product as uncharacterized. Gene Ontology annotation, cellular component: cytoskeleton. The coding region runs from base 1 to 7926 and encodes 2641 amino acids. The record is from RefSeq and is a predicted model, not a curated record. The transcript has 2 exons. Lineage: Eukaryota; Fungi; Ascomycota; Orbiliomycetes; Orbiliales; Orbiliaceae.
AUGUCGUUGGUGGAGACCCAAGCCCUUAGACACUUAGCUGCUUACCUUCCCUAUCGAAUAAUCCCAGCGUGGUCUGUCUGCCGCGCUGGAACAACGUGCGCCUGUUUUUCUGUCAAAUUGACUUCGCCGGCUGCCCUCAUUUCUCCUUCGCCGACCAGGUCGGCGUCCUCUCCUUUUCACCCACCUGGAUCCCCAACCAUCGUUGACACAGCAGAGGAUCAGUCUCCGCUUUCCCCGCGCAAAACUCCCACCCCAAACCACCGGCAGCGCCGCAGUUCUCUCUCGACCUACUAUACAGCCUCCUCGAACGCCCCUUCCCUUCACAAUUCCCCUGCUCCCGUGUACCCCGGUGCCCGCAAUUUCCAAACUUGGACACAAAGCUCCGUCGGCUUACGCUACACAGAGGAGUGGAUCCGGGGACGAGGCUUUAGACCUGCGAAUAGCCAAACCUGGUUUGGGGGAACAGCUUUUGGAUCAAACUACAACGCUUGGAACGACGAGGACGACGAGGAACACAAGACUACCUCGAUCGACGACUCUUCCACUAACCAGGAAGAUUCAACUGGCGACGACCUCAAAACACCCACCUUAAAUUCCCUUCUCCAAAUCCGUCAGGCUCAGAUUUUUGAACCCGGCUGGCUGGUCGGACAUAAAAAGAACUUGUCCGCCUCUACAGUUACCGCUGAGAGCGUUCACGCCCAGCAAACAUCAUUUGUACCGGCACCAGUGUCAGCGCCGCCGCCGCCGGAACCCCGGACAUCUUUACACCGGAGAUUAACCAGCAUUCCCGCCGGCCUUCAAGGAUAUUUCGCUUGGAACUCCAAAAAGGAAGAAAGCGACGACGAGGAUCUUAUUUUUGGAACAGAUUCAUCUCACGCAGACGAGGACUACGAUUCUGAAGAACCUGGGUCAAAGAGAGGAACACAAGCGCCGCUUGGCUUCAAAACAGCACCGCAAUCAAUGGCCGCGUCAAGCGUUGGGAGAAGAUCACUAGGGAGCGGACUAGGAGGCUCAAAAUAUGCCAUUAGCAAUGGUAGUACGGAGCCUGAACUCGAGUUAGAAAAGGAUAAGUCAGGCGAGUCUUCAAAGAUCAACUCUCCGCCUACACCACCAACCAAGUCUACCGACAUGGAUGGGCCGACAAUAGUUUCAAUCAGGAGAGCGGAGACAUCGUUAUUUCCGCAUCUGGGACGGCUACCGAGGAAACCGUUAGACGGGAUGAUGGAGGAGGAUGAUGAGAUACCAUCGACUCCAUCGAACCUCCAACCCCUAUAUAUCGGUAGAGACACACCAACACCGACUCCGUCUGUUGUUACUUCUGCAACACGCUCGCGGACUUCGGUUCGAUGGCAUGGCAAGCUUGUGAUAAUCAAUGUCCCCCUCGAAAACCGUGUCCUCCAACCCCUUACCCCGAAGGAAGUCGAGGCUCAGUACGCUAAAUUCGGAGAGAAGCCUUAUGUUUGGACCCCUAGCUCGGAACAGAUGUCCCGAGAAUUGUUCCCCGCUGAUUCAGACCGAUAUAUACCUACUAAAAUCGAGGCUCCCCGUGUGAGCAUACCGGAUAAACAGAAAUGGGAAUCCUACGUUAACGCACUUCGGGAAGAGAAGCUGAAGGCUUUGGGUGUCGAUCUCAGCGAUAUUCUUGGACCUCCUUCUUCGUCACCCGUGCCCUCAAUCGGUGGCCGUACUUCGAUACCACCGGAAUUACAGCAGCGAAAUUCAUCCUCGCCGCAUCCAUCCUUACCCUUCUCAAAUACCUUCUCCCCACCGCCGUCGCAAGUUAAUGGCAGCCACCCUCCGUUUUCUCAUCAGAGACACUUCUCUCAAUCACCUAUGAUGCCGCCACCGGUUUCUACCGCCAGUCCCUUCAACAAGCCUUUCCAUCUCCAACGCCAAAGUAUGAGCAUAUCGCGCACACCACCCAUGUACGGUGGUGUCCCACCGCCCGGUUUCCAACAAUCGCCCCAACCUCAAAACUGGGAACCAUACAAUACUCGUAGUUCGCCACAGCCGCAACCUACUCCCUCAUCUUACGGCCAACAGCCUAUGCCUCCGACCUGGUCACCUCAAAUGGAUAUGCGUAAUAUUGCUAGUCCUGGGGCUUUCAAAAGUUUCAGCCCACAACCGCCUGGUUUUGUUGAUCCUAAUGGUCUGCCGCAAUCUCAAGUUGACUAUUCCAUGGGCGGUCAUGAUCCCCGGCCCAUGUUCGGCAGGCAUCAGCAUCGCCCUUCAGUCCAAUGGCAGAAUCUGCAUCAACAAGUCGCCCAGCACCAAAUGCAGUUGCAGCAGCAGCAGCAGCAGCAGCAGCAAGCGCAAUUACUACAACAACAGCAACAACAACAUAAUCAACUACAGAAUCAACUACAGCAGCCAUUAAAACCACGUCUCGAAGACCUAGUGGAGGCUGAUGAGCCAGAGGAAACUGUCAGCUCUCUUCCCACUAGCAAACCGGAUGAACAGAGGGUUACACCAAUCGUAGUGCCGGUACCCAAGCAUGGAAUGAAUCGGUUAAGUGUGCAUCUGAGACAGGAAAUGCAAGGUGGCAAGGACGAAGAUGAAGAAGAGGAUAUCAAACGGGAAUCAGCGGGGGAACCCAAUCAUCUCGCCCAGUCAGCGAAUGAUGGUAUCGUGGAACAGGUUGUUGAAGCCAAAGCUAAUGUAUUAGAAACCGCGGAUGAACCUUCACUAGUAAAAGUGGUGACUUCCGUCAAAGAUGCCACGACGGUUCCAGAAACUGAACUCCAACCGGUUGAUGGCAAAGCUAGCUCUCAGUUGACCGGUAAUCCUGCUGUUACAGAAGAAAAGGAAGUUGUAAUUCUGCCUAUUAAAUCAGAGUUCGAAACAAAUCCUACGUCACCGAUUUUAGAAGAAACAUCAAUGGGAUUUCUUUCAAAUCCCACAACAUCUCCACUUGCCGAACAAGCUACAGAGGACAGCGGGGAUGACACAGAUCCGACCAAGCCGUCAUCGAGGUUUCACACCCGUGAAAACUCUAAUAUUUCCAACAUUUCUUCCCGGCUACCCCCUUUCCUACGUGGGACCCCGAUCCACAGCCGCCAUAAUUCUCAGAUGGCGCGCGCAGAGCCGGAGCUUCCGAAUACUCGCAACCAUGUCUCGAUCCCUCUGAUCCCUGCACAGCAUACCCUCAGUGUCCAGAAUGGCCACAUGAACGGCGCUCUCAGCGGCGGGUUCAGAGAUGAUCUCAGCGAUGGUGCCCAGACAAACAUCUCUGAUAUCCACACGAACCCUAGCGAGCCACCGAGUCCCAGACGACGCCACUUCUCUGGAAUUGGCGCUGAGAGCAAAUGGGUGCCUGAUGCUGUCCCUCAUCAUGAACGAAAGGAGUCCAGCUUGUCGAAUGUAUCUAACCAGUUCGCGCCUGCCUCGCAAAAUCAACCAACUUCCAAACUCAACGUUGGCGCCCCCGAGUUUAAAUUCGGUGGAUUUAACCCAAACGCAGCUGUCUUCUCACCGCCUACUACCCACCUCGCACCUGUCAAGCCUGUUGCCCCCGUGCAGAUCAAUCACUCUCGCAAUAGUAGCGGUGCACAAUUCAACGUCGAUGCUCCCGUUUUUCAGCCGUCCAGCUUUGCUCUAGAACCUGGAAAUCAAGUGGACAGCAGCUUCUCCUCUGAACCUUCGAGUGAUUCAAAGGGACCUAUAAGCCCCUUUUCCUUCUUCUCUAAGGGCUUCAAUCCCGUUGUCCCAAUCUUCACCCCUCCGAAAAUAGGACCGGUUACGUCGAUGUCCAACACCUCCACUCCUAUAUUCUCUUACAGAACCGAGGAUUUCAUUUCACCGCCAACCACCUCCAAGAAGGCUGUUGUCACGCCGUUGGAUCCCGAAGAUACCGAAGAAGAACUUGGGUGGGCUGCCGGUGGGCGGCCUAGCUUUCUGCGGGAUAACAGAAGUGGGAAGAAAGGCAGGUUUAUCCGCGGCCGAGACGACGGGGAUGACGUUCCCAUGUUCGCACCUUCACCUGGUCCAUUAAUGAGAGAGAUGGAGCGAGAAAUUGAACGGCGGCACUUGGAAGAAGAAGAGGAGGAGCGGGCAAAGAAUGCUUCACCCAAGCGAGCACUUGAGGACGAUGACAAAGAAUCAUUGGCAUAUGAUCAAUUACCUCAAAUACCAACUACUUCUUCGCCAUCUUCCGCCCCUGAAGUACUUGAACACAGGGAUAGAGGAAGCAUCAUGGAAUCGUAUGUGGGCAACGAAACCGACACCCGUGUCGAAUUGACCAAGUCCGAGAAAUAUCUCUUCAAGAUCUCAACCGACGCUACCAAUUUCGCAGAAGCUAGACCUGCUAGCGCCAGCGACCACUAUGAAAAGCGGGCCAAGAGCGACGUGUUUGGCGUGAUGGAUCAGGAAUACCAACACCUCGAAGAUUUGGCCAUUGGACAAGCAUUGAUGGGACGGAAGCAGAAGGAAGAUGUUCCAAUUCCUAGUGACGAGAAAGAAGCCACCGUACCGGGCGACGUCGUGUUCGAUCCCGAGGCUGCAGAAUUUAUGUUUACAGAUGCAACUGAGAAAGGAGGCGAUCAAGUGGUACUCUCUUCUGCGCCAAUCGCAGAACGGCUCCCAAUGCCGUCAGCCCAAGAGUUAAAUGAUACUUUUAAUUUCAUGUUUACUCAAGAGAAUGCGGAGACCGAGGCUGCUGACGGAGAAGAGGACGAAGAGCUACACCCAGAAGAAGAAGAUUCAGAUGACCUGCAGAGAGAGGUACAGCUUAACCCACCUGUGGAAUCUGCAUUUGUAGCGUCUCCGUCUAGUAGCAGCGAGAGCAUCCAACCCGCACCAGCACUACCUGAAUAUAUCCCCCCUCCCGAAAAAACCAAGUUCGCCUCGCAGCAAACCCAAGCUGAGAACAGGGUAAGAGCUAAUGCACCUAGCCCCGCAAGCCCAGAAAGGGCUAAUACAUUUAUUACACACGUGCCACAGACUCCUGCGGAACGAGGAAUACCUACUAUCGACCCUCUGGAGCCGGAUAGCGAUUGGGAUUCCUUACUCCCAGAUAAUGAUACCCAGGAUUCUAAGCUCCGUUCCCGCGCCUCGUUCUUCGAUACCCGGGUUGAAAGUAUGGUGGGCGGAAUACUCGAAACGAGGCUUGACCCUGUGGAAAAGCAAUUGGGUGCCAUAUAUUCUGCCUUGCAAAAUUUCACCCCCUUAAGGAAAAGAAUGGUAACCCGGGAAAGUGCUUGGAGCGAUGCCGAUGACGAGGAAGAUGCUGAUGACGACAGUAGCAAUGUCUUGAGGAGCCCCGGAAAAAGAAAAGAAGACAAGAAAUUGGAGCGUAUCAGAAGCGUCGUUAUGGAUGCCCUUGCUACUCGAGAAUUUGCUACCUCUUCGAAGCCUAUAGAACCCAUCCAUGAUACUGUUAAAGGCGUUGAAGAAAUCAAAAUUAUGAUGACAUCAUUCUUGGAGACGCAAAAGCAGAAGGAUGAAGAAAGACUUUUGGUUAUCGAUAAGGGCGUAAAGAAGGAAGAAGGGAACGGAGUUGAGGAGGGCGCCGCUGCCACCAUCGAGAUUUUACAAAUGAGGAUUUCUGCACUAGAAAAGACUCUUGAAGCUGGACGAAAAGCUCAAGAAGGAGAAGUCAAUGCCAAAAAAGUCUUGCAGGACUCAAUAUCUGAACUUGAAAGGAGGCUAAAUAUAUCAACCGAGAGAGAGCGAGAAGCGAAAGAGAGAGCUGAUGAAAUGGAGAGGAAGUUCAAAGAGGUAGAGGACAAGAGAAACAAAACACUAACACAAGCCCAAAUGAGAGCUGCUCUUCUCGAGGGCGCGCAUGUGAGCCUGCAAAAAUCCGUUGGGGAUUUGACCGUGACCAAGGCGAACUUAGAAGGCCAACUUGCCGACGCAAAAGCUAAGUCCGAUAAGAUUGUUGCCGACAUGGAAGCCGCAGUCGCGGAAGCCUCGGAGCUUCGCAGGGCAAUUCCGGUACUGGAAGCAAGUCUUGAGGAAUCAAGACGGUUACAUGAUGGCUCCAACACCAGGCUAGAAGACCUUCAAGAUAAGGUUAUCAAGGCUGCCGCCGAAGUAGAGAAUAAGCAAGCGAGGUGGAGAGAACGAAAUGAGCUGCAGAAAAACCGCAUUCAGACUCUUGAGACCCGGCUUGAUACUGAAUUGAGGAUGCGGGAGGGUAGAGAGGAGGAGAUGAAGAGGCUUGAGGCUGAGGAGAAGAACGCGAUCAGGCUGCGGAUUGAACUUGAACACGUUCUCAAGAUGAAAGAACGCAUGGAAGCUGACGUGUUGAGGAUGCAAGACGAGGAAAGAGAAGCUAUUAGAUUAAGGGUGGAGGUUGAACAAGUCAGGCGGGACAACCUCAAGAUGGAAGCUCUCGUAGACCGAUUGAGGGCAGAGGUCAUCGACAAAGAAAGAGCGGUAGUCACCGAGAGGGACACCAGCAGUCACGAGGCUCUCAAGAUUACUCUAGCACUCCAAGCUCAGCUCGAGGCCGCACGCUCAGAAACUGAGAGCGUGAAAGUCAACCUUGAGACUGAGAUCACUAAGAUCAUGAUGGAGACUGAAACUUCCAAAGAGAGACUGAAGAUGUUGCACGACGAAGUUAUGGACUCUAAGGAUGCCUUUAUUCGAGAAAUGAAGACUUCCCAUGAAGUUGCAAUGCAACAUGAAGCUCACCAAAAUACUGCGAAGCUUGAAGAUCAACAUCAGCGGUACGAGAAUAUGAUCGACAGUCUCAAGGAAAAACACAGGCGUGACAUUGAAAACGCUAUCGAAGAUAUUGAGCGGGAAAGGAUCUUUUUGAAAGAGCAGAUGGAGGUUCAACAAGCUCAACAAAGCGUUUAUACCGAUAAAAUCGAAGUCUUGGAAAACCAAUUGGAGAUCGCAAAGAAGGCUGCCCAAGCCGCCGUUAUCGCUGCCCAGGGCUCCAAAUCUCCAGCAAUCACCCGUCAACAUGUCCCCUACCACGCGACGGAGACCAAGAACACGCCAUCCGCCGCCGACAACAAGGCCCUCCGAGAAUCACUCGCAGUUUUGCAAGAACAGCUCCAAGAGAAAGAAGCUACUAUCGAAACUCAAGCGGAGGAAAUAGAAUCCCUUCGUAAAUCACCCGCUGCUAAAGAAGUGGAACACGAAAAUAUCUUCCUUCGCGAACUUCUUAGUGUUCGUAUCGGCGAACUCGAAGAGAUUGUCCGCCAGCUCAGCAAACCACAGUUUGAUAAAGUCACCGUGCGGAAUGCUGCAAUUAGGCUGAAGGCGAACCUCGAGAUGGAGCAGCAGGAAAGAGAACGUAACGCGGCAUUGAGUGCGUCCACCGAGCAGGUUCCGACUACCACUGUUGGCAGCCUGUAUGGGAUUGCCAACCGGGGCCUCAGCGGGGCCCUUGGAGGGUUGAGGAAGGGCAAGGCGAAGUACGAUGACCCUGGAUACAUUUCUGUCUCCGCGUCGACGUCCCCUGCAAUGGCAAGAGAUUCAUCGGACCAAGGAAGUGUUCAACAGUCACCAUCCAGGCCAACCUCACGACAGAACUUCCUGACAGGGCUACUAACUCCACCGAUAUCCUUGAGCAGGCCAGCAGCGCUCGCAUCGACUCUCGCAAAGGAUAGAUUUGUGGGGAUCACAAGCAGAGUGAGCAGUGACGCAAUAGCUCCCCGCCCCUCUCCAUCGCUCAGCAGCUCCACGUCUACGCUUACAGCUACUGCUAGCUCAUCAAGGGUCCGGCCAAGGGCUCCGAGCCAUGCUAGCGAAAAGAGCAGCACUUUCGUAUAUGAUGAGGAUGCAAAUGAUAAUGUAGAAUCUAGUCUAUCGGAGCCUCAGUAUUUUGUGGAGGAAGAUGAGGAUAUUGCCGAUGCUCUUACCAAUGCACAAGUUAACAUGGAGAGCAUCGUCGACGAUGAUGAUGACGAAGACGAGGAUGAUUUGGGAGUCCCCGGAUUCGCAAUGAAUAGUCCAUAUAUGAGACGGUAA